AUUUUCUCCCAUUAGCCCCGGCUGCAAAUACGUCGCGCUGGGGUUUCCGUAGUUUCCGCUUCCGGCCGCGCGAAGGCUGCGAUUCCUCUGGGUAUUGAGCGCAGGGUGAGGCUCUUUUUCUUCGUCAUCCUUUAGGUCUUGCAGAGUAAAUCCAAGGUCAUGGCAAAACAUCUCAAGUUCAUUGCUAGGACCGUGAUGGUACAAGAAGAGAACGUGGAAGGUGCAUACAGAACCCUAACCAGAAUCCUCACCAUGGAUGGGCUCAUUGAGGACAUCAAGCGUCGACGUUACUAUGAGAAGCCAUGCCGCCGGCGACAACGAGAAAGUUACGAAACCUGCCGGCGGAUCUAUAACAUGGAAAUGGCUCGAAAGAUCAACUUCUUGAUGCGAAAGAAUAGGGCAGAUCCAUGGCAGGGCUGCUGAGCUCUGUAGAUAGGAUGCUGAUAGGAAAACCUUCGUAUGCUUUGUGUCUCCACCUCUUCUUUCCAGCAUCCCAUUUUCAGAUACCUUUCUCUACAAUAAAUUCAAUUCUAUGUAUGUAAGAACCAAUCCCAUUUAUCAGCAAUAUGCCCUCUUAUUUUAUUAAAUGA
Nycticebus coucang (slow loris) is the source of this 590-nucleotide messenger RNA. RefSeq names its product mitochondrial ribosomal protein S21 (gene MRPS21). NCBI's taxonomy places the organism in Eukaryota, Metazoa, Chordata, Mammalia, Primates, Lorisidae. Gene Ontology annotation, biological process: translation. Gene Ontology annotation, cellular component: ribosome. The transcript is spliced from 3 exons. The record is from RefSeq and is a predicted model, not a curated record. The coding region runs from base 160 to 423 and encodes 87 amino acids. Gene Ontology annotation, molecular function: structural constituent of ribosome.